AUGUCUAACGCUCCAGAGUCGCCCAGGCGUCCUACGAGCGCCCACGCUUCUCAUCUUCAGUACCCGACCCUCCCGCCGCUGACAGCCUCUGUCGAAGAGUGGUUAUCUCGUUCACGACCCGCCAACAGCAUGACUUCAGACCGUCCUCUUGAGCCCCUUCCAAAGUCCCUGAGCGAUAGCUGGGCAACUCUCAGCGUAUCAGAUCUACAUUCGGAGGACGGUAGUCACUCCGAACAGACCGACGUGGGGUCGUUGAUCGACCAGUCCACACCGGAUGAUGUGGCUAGCCUGGACGAACGCUACAGCAGUAGUGAGGCAGGUGGUCCUGAUGAGGACGAUCUACAGGAACAUGAAGACCACGAAGUUUACGAAGAUGAAAGCCUCAAGGCGGAUCGGUUCUCAGGCCUAUUCCACCCCGAUGCGGCCAUUGAUGAUAGCAAUUUAACUACCAUACCCGUUCACCGACAGUCCAUCGACUCGAUCGAGUUCGUCGAGCCUGAUAAAUGGCCAGAGAUGGAGCGGGUGGAAUUAAAGCAUACAGUCCGUAUCUUUGAGGAACCGGCAGCGUCUGAGAUCAAGGCUCAACUACCAGAGUGCUCACCCCAAUCAAUUCUCAUGGCGACGGUCCAGCAGACCAUGACAAAGCAAAGUCUGGAUCUGGAUAAGCCCUUCCGCGUCUUGUAUGUCGGACAGCCGGACUGUCGCAACAUCAUUCUGGACAAGAUCGGCGAUGUCUUAGUAUCGAGCUCGUCCGCAGGGUCGCAAUCUAGCUCUGCUGAAUCUUCACGGUACCACGUUGUGCCAACAUCUUUUGGAGCUGGAGCUGUUCCGAACUUUGCAGAACUCCUUCCUAUUCAUGUCCAGCUCGUGGUUGACGAGUGUGUGGCAGCUACCAAGGGCAACCACUCGGGUGGAUCCUGCACGGUAUGCCUUACCUUCAAGAAUCGGCCUUCAUGCCAGUCUUGGUGGGGCGGAGAUGACUAUCACGUCUCUUCCUCGUCGGAGUGGACUUUGCCAGAUGUGGCUAUCCUGUUCGUGUCUAGUCGUGACAAUGAUGUCGCCGUGCAAACUAGGCAUGCUGCCCAUACAUUCUUGGAACGACACGGGGUCCCCGCCAUGGUCAUCUCAGAUGAACCGCUUUGGGAAAAGGCUGGCGAAGUCAUCCCUCUGAACGAGAGCAGCCUUCACGUGUGUCUGGAGUCUCGAGAUGCGCAGACUGGAGAAACAGCAGUGUUGAGGCGCUACCCCAUCGAUCUCAAGACUUUCGAGAGUAUCACGCCUGGUCAGCUCAAUAGGAACCUAGCUUCGCUCAUGGACUUUUACCCCAAGAAAACACUGAAGGUCUCUGCCGACACACCGAUACCAUCCGAAUCCUACUCCUGGACUGACCCCGAAAAACAUCCUCGCAAUUGGAUCCCAUCCUUUGAUGCUGCUCGAGCUCCUCCAAUGGGUGCAAUGCUGCGACUCGCCACACUGACGCUCGUUUCGGCCAUUGUGCUGUCUCUUGGAUAUGCAGCGGCCAAGACCAUCGUCGUCUUCAUUAUGCAAUGGGCUGUUGGCUCAGCACUAUCCGGCGGACAUACCUCAGCACUGACCCCGAUGGGUUCAACAACUCCACUAGCCUUGGAACAUAUGGGGCACACUUCCCUUUCACUGUGGUCGGGUGAUUCGGGGGCCAUGGAUGCCACUUCUCCCGGUUGCUCCCAUAUAGGCCAGGCAACACCACACACUGUCUCAGGCAUAGGAUUCUCUGAACGAAACGAUGGAUUCGAAAUACAAGUAGUUGGAGACUGCCAUGUGGCCAUCAAGCCUCCGCGUAACAUCGCAUCCCACAAAAAACAGCCUCGGUUCCAUGUUACGGUUUGCCGGGACGGGAAAGCCCUAGCGUACGAACUAGCUGCACUGUUUGAUGGUGUCUAUACGCUGCGGCUGGACCGAGAAGAUGCAUACGGUUUGGUCAAUGUGACAAUCAUCGCCAAGUCGAAGUCACAAGUCAACCAAACUAUUAUCGUUGACUUUGGGACUCCAUGGCUGAAGAUUGCGAAUUGGAGAAGAGCAGCUCGUGCGGUCUCUUCACAGUUCUCAAAAGACUUGCAGAUUGCUCAAACUGGGUUGUCUGAAGUGUACGGCCGACUGUCAACAGAUUUACAAGUGAUCAUGGGGGACGUGGUCAAGAGAUCUCAUUUCCUGCGCCACGAUGCUGAGCGCGUUGGCCAUGACAGCCUACGCGCUGGAGAUGGCAUGCUGUCCAGAUCAAAGCAACUCUCUGAGGUUAUCACCCGCAACGCUGUCCAGAAGUUCCGAAGCGUUUCUUCUGUUUUACAUAGUCGCUCUGUCCGUGUCAACGAGGGAGCCAGAGGGGUCCUCAGCGAUACCUGGGGCCGUCUGGGAAAGUCAGCGUCCCAAGUGGACCUUCGUUCCAUGGUGGAUCGAGUGCGCAAUGCGAAAUCUGACACGCUGGAUCGGGCUCAGACUCGUGCACGUCUUUUCAUGGGACGCGGCGGAAAGGAACCUGCUAAAUCCAAGAGUAAAGGGGGUAAGCGCUAA
Molecule: messenger RNA, 2547 nt
Organism: Penicillium pulvis
Lineage: Eukaryota; Fungi; Ascomycota; Eurotiomycetes; Eurotiales; Aspergillaceae
Exons: 1
Coding region: 1-2547 (848 amino acids)
Source: RefSeq, a predicted model, not a curated record